This is a messenger RNA of Candidula unifasciata, 1518 nucleotides long. The record is from the annotation of a GenBank genome assembly. Lineage: Eukaryota; Metazoa; Mollusca; Gastropoda; Stylommatophora; Geomitridae.
AUGGCCGCGCCCAUUUGUUCACACACUUUGAAAGUCGUCUGUUGUUGCCGUUCUCUGCCGAAUCCAGUCUUAAAUAUUUACAAAUUUAGUUUUUGCAAGUUGCGAACAAUAAGCCGUUAUUAUGCCAGCACUAGCAUUCGUAAUGUACGAGUGAGAUUUGCCCCAAGUCCAACAGGCCACCUUCAUCUAGGAGGUCUUCGUACUGCUCUGUACAACUUUCUGUAUGCCAGAUCAACAAAAGAUGGUCGGUUUAUCUUGAGAAUUGAAGAUACAGAUCAGACUCGAGCUGUUCCUGGGGCUGUAGACAAGCUGCAAGAGGCACUGAACUGGGCAGGAAUAAUACCAGAUGAAGGACCUGGUAUUGGAGGACAGUUUGGUCCUUAUAUUCAAGUUCUGGUUGUUUGCUCUGCUCGGAGGUUGGAGUUGUCCCGCAAAGAAGCCGCAAGAAGAGGAGAGCCAUCCAAAUAUGAUGGUCGUUGCCGAUCGCUGUCCAAAGCCCAGGUAGAUGAGUACCAGUCCCAGGGAAUACCAUUUGUGGUUAGACUUAAACUGGAACCAACUUUAGAUUCCUGGGAUGACAUGGUCAAGAGUGAGAUGUCACACAAUGUUCUAGACAGUGAAGGAGAUCCUGUCCUGAUGAAAUCAGAUGGAUAUCCGACCUACCAUUUUGCCAAUGUUGUUGAUGAUCACUUGAUGGAGGUGUCACAUGUCCUCAGAGGAUCGGUAGGUUCCAUUUUUUGUCCCCCUCUUCAAGAUGGAACUAAACUUUCGAAACGACAAGGUGAUAUACAUGUGGAGCAUUUUAUAGCAUCUGGUUACUUCCCACAAGCCGUGCUUAAUUACAUCACUUCUAUCGGUGGAGGUUUCAGCAAGAAGACACUGGACUUAUCGCUGGAGCAGAUGUGUAAGUCGUUUGAUGUAAGUAGGAUCAAAAGCAACCCAGCUCAGCUCAAUCCAUUGUUGCUGAGUGAAUCUAACAGACACAUUCUGCGGCAGAAGGCCGAAUCUCAAGACCAAGCUACUUUGACUGAACUGGCCAGACAAGUCAGGGAACUGGUUGUGAACAAGUUUAAUGAAAGAUUAGGGACAGGCACAUUGAGGGAACAAGUGAUCAGUGAUGAAAAUAUACUGAAAAUUCUCAGGUGGAGUCUUCAAGAUGAGAGAACAAGUGUUUUAUCUGACUUUGUCAAACCUGAACUAGAGUAUCUGUGGGUGACUCCGAGUCAGUCGAAUCUGUCAGAACUCGUUAAAAUGGACAACAAGGCAGAAUCAUUGCUGUCUAUGUUCCUGGAAUGGGUCACUGCGGAGGAGAACUUCACAGUUGAUCAUCUGGGAGCUGAGUUGAGAACAUUUGCCAAAAAACACGGAGCCAGGACCAGCAAGUUGUUCAUGUUUCUUAGGAUGGCUCUAACUGGACUUAAGGAGGGACCGCCUGUAGCAGAGAUGAUGUCAGUAAUUGGAAAAGACAGUGUGAUGCUGAGGCUGAAGACAUCGUUGGAAUGUGUUAGACAUGUGUAA